Molecule: messenger RNA, 1377 nt
Organism: Plasmodium gallinaceum
Lineage: Eukaryota; Apicomplexa; Aconoidasida; Haemosporida; Plasmodiidae
Product: conserved Plasmodium protein, unknown function
Exons: 2
Coding region: 1-1377 (458 amino acids)
Source: RefSeq, a predicted model, not a curated record
AUGAAUACAAAAGUAAAAUAUCAUAGAAAUUUUUUUUGUAAUAAUUUAUUUAAACAUAGUUAUAAUAAUGUAUUUUUAACUUAUAAGAAACAUUUUUCUUAUAUAAAAAAGAUAGAAGAGUUAAAAAAAAGAAUUUUAGAUUACUAUUCAAAGGAUAAUGAAUACUUUCUUCAAAGAAGGAAACAACAUGAAAAAGAAAUAAAAAAUUAUUUUAAAGAACUCUCUAAUUAUGUUACACUUGAAGAUAUUUUUUUUUGUCCAGAUGAAAAAAGAAUAUUAAAUGAAGAAACAGAAAAUAUAAAAAAAUAUAUAGAAGAUAAUAAUAAAAAGAAUUUAAAAGACAUAAAUGAUCAUAUAAAAAUCACAAAUGAAAAAACAGAAUUAAUGAAGAUAUUAUCUAUAUGUGGUAUUCGCAUUCCACCAAAAAUUUUAUUUUAUUAUAUAUUUGAUAUAAUAUCCAAUUUAAAAAAACAUCUAGAUAUAAAUAAAAAUUAUAUUAUAAAAUAUGAAGCAGUAACAGAGAAAGAGAAUUAUUUUAGAAUAAAUCAGUAUUAUUAUAACAAGAAAAAAAUAAAUGUUCAAUUUUUUUUACUUUAUAAAUCACUAUCUAAUGUUUUGUAUAGUAUAUGUGAAAAUUCCAUAGAUAAUAGUGAAAUAUAUUUAUCUAUAAGAGAUGAAAUAUAUGAAAAUUAUUGUAAUCUAAGUGAUAUUAUAAUAAAAUCUCCAUCAUUUUUAAAUGUUAGUAUAUUAUUUUAUUUUAUAAAUGUUUGGUUAUUUUCUGAUAAAAGUAGAAAAAUGAAAAUUAGAUGUCUUGAAAACUUAAAUAAAUAUAUAAAUUCCAUUUCAGAUGAUGAAAUAAAUAUUAAUAAAGAUGAUUUAUUUUAUUUUUUUUUAACUAUUCGUCUUUUUUUUUUUACUUUUUCAUACAGUGAUGUAUUAAAUAAUUUAAAUAAUUACAGUAAACAUUUUAUUUCAUCAGUUUUAUUUUUUCCUCAUAAUUCUGAAAAGACAACAAAUCAAGAAAAUGAAAAUUACAAAUACAUAAUCAAUUAUUUAAAUAAAAAUGAAAAAUAUGUAGAAUUUAGGAAAAUACAAGUUUUUCCUUUUAAUUUUUCCCUAUCCUCUUUAAAAAAUAAAAUUAUUUAUAUUUUUGAAAGACCUGAUGAUUACUAUGAAAACGAUACAAAUGUUAUGCGUUCUUAUAACUAUUGGAAAUAUUUUAUAGCAAAGAAGGAGGAUUUUAAAUUAUUAACAAUUUGUAAUAAACACGAAUUCAAUGAAUUAUAUGAUACAAAUAAAAGAGAUGAUAUUUUAACAAAAUAUGUGAAUAAAGAUUAUUUAUAUAAUUUUGAAGAAAAAAUUAAGAAAGAUAUAUAA